Stereum hirsutum FP-91666 SS1 is the source of this 747-nucleotide messenger RNA. RefSeq lists its product as uncharacterized. Lineage: Eukaryota; Fungi; Basidiomycota; Agaricomycetes; Russulales; Stereaceae. The record is from RefSeq and is a predicted model, not a curated record. The coding region runs from base 1 to 747 and encodes 248 amino acids. The transcript is spliced from 4 exons.
AUGAGACCGACACCACCCAGCUCUCUCUCGUCACUCUCUGACGAUGACUCUGAAGACACCAACGACUCCUCUCUGUCUUCCACCGAUAGCAGUGUCACUGAUUGGUCCAGCAUCCUUAGGACAAGCUGGUGUGGCUCGGGCUCUUCAUCUUCAUCUUCGGCAUUCUCGUUCUCUAUCUCAUCUUUCUCCGACCUUCAAGUCCCCGCCCUUGAAUCCAUCGGCUCUGAUUCUGAUGACUCCGAUAACUGGGAGGACUCAGAGGACUGGGAGGAUGAUGACUGGUGGAUAACAGCCAACGGUGGAUCAGAGGCUGAUGAUGAGGAUAAUGAUAUGGCUUAUGGCGAUAUUCCCUCCCCCGGACUCGCACGCGCUGUCCAUCGCACCGUAGAGGGCAUGUACGAACAUCGGUAUGAAGCGCCUCGGACAAACCACAACCCGCACACACCUCCAGGACUAGAUUAUCGACAUCAUCUAUACCUGGAUGCCAAACACCCUCCCCAUAAUAUUAUUCCUUCAACCCCAAAAUUAGGGUUGAAAAGGUCAUAUUCGUCAGAUGUCCGGAUUGAGGAAGGAAAAUAUCUUCGCGCAGCCAACCUUGAAUGGCAUUGCUAUACUUAUUCUGGGCCGCACCUCAGCGGGAGCCCGCUCGACAGUAUGGAAUUGCUUUACCAGGGGGACCGGGUGGCGUCAGAAUUCAGCGCUCUUAUCUCAUACCCUGCUUUUCUAGAGGAAACCCCACAGCACUAA